AUGGAACCAAGCUGCCAAGCUGAUGAUGGAGCUAAUACUGCAACAGUUGAUGAUUAUGAACCAUUUAUAGAGGAUUACUCACUUUAUACUGAUUAUGAUGCUGAGUUUAAUGUUGAAACUUCAUUUAAAAAACAACCAGAAGUGGAUUAUCUAGAGGGUAUGGUGAGUGAUGAUAGUGGAGAAGCUUUCUACUCUGAGAGUGGCCAUGGUUCUGAGGAUAGUGGAGAUGAUUCUGAUGACAGUGAAUACAAUGUGGAUGAGUCUAGCAUACAAUUUGAUGUAGAUGUAAACAUGAGUGAAUUCCAUAAUGUUGUUGAUGUAGAUGAACAUGGAAUCUUGAACAAUCAUUCAAAAGAUGAAAGGAUUGACAUGGUUGAUGAUGAGUUGGAAGUUAUUGCCACUGAUGAUUAUCAAUUUGCAGGAUUUCAUGAAGAUGAUAGGAAGAGACUGCUAAAAGAGUUGAGUAAGUCAAGUACAUGCUCACAUGGAGAGGUUCAUGUUAAACCAUUUCAGAUUGGCCAGGUCUUCAAAACCAAGAUUGAUGUUAAAAACUACAUGAACUCACAUGCUGUAGCAACAAGGAGGUCUUUAUACCUAGCCAAAAAUGACAAAAUCCGGAUUAGGGUGAAAUGUAAAGGUGUUGUAAGUAAGCCUUCUACAGGAGUUGAUGGUGGUGGGCCCUCAACUAGAAGUAGGGCAAAGUGCAAGGGUAAAGAUGUAAUUGCCAAUAAAGUUACAAUGGCAACCCUCUCUUCCAAUCGAUUCUUUGAUCUUAUCAAACCUGGAAUCACCACCAAAGCCCUACCACACAUAGGAGGAUCUGACCAUCGAAUGAAACCACAUCUUCUACAGUUCCAAAAUUGUCUUCUAGGGUUACGAUCCGUCCAUGAAGUGAUCUUCGUUGCUUCAUUUCCACAUCUGCAAGUCACCAUCUUUGAAUCAGAAGCGAUUGGAUGUCGUAAAGGGUGCAACGGUCGAGCAACAGUGGAAAGGAGGAGAGAUGAUCGACUGACGAAGCUAAAGGAUUUGCCCAAAAAUCGGACAUGCAAUUUCUUUUAA
Lactuca saligna is the source of this 1059-nucleotide messenger RNA. NCBI's taxonomy places the organism in Eukaryota, Viridiplantae, Streptophyta, Magnoliopsida, Asterales, Asteraceae. The record is from the annotation of a GenBank genome assembly.